AAUAUCGGCAAAGGGUCUUGGAAAACCUCAAAAUUGAAGGUUAAACGACGAAAAGUCGAAAUUGAUCUUGAAGCUAUUAAAAGGAAAGUUCUCGAAAUGGAAGAAAGUUGCGAAACCGUCAAGAAUCUUGAAACUAGUGAAGUGGCUUA
Molecule: messenger RNA, 149 nt
Organism: Dentiscutata erythropus
Lineage: Eukaryota; Fungi; Glomeromycota; Glomeromycetes; Diversisporales; Gigasporaceae
Source: the annotation of a GenBank genome assembly